This is a messenger RNA of Manihot esculenta (cassava), 1696 nucleotides long. RefSeq names its product UPF0481 protein At3g47200. Lineage: Eukaryota; Viridiplantae; Streptophyta; Magnoliopsida; Malpighiales; Euphorbiaceae. The transcript is spliced from 3 exons. The record is from RefSeq and is a predicted model, not a curated record. Bases 212 to 1528 code for a protein of 438 amino acids.
UCAAGGAAUUGAAUAUUUAACCCUUUUGUAAUUCUCUGUUGAUUUAUUCCUUUCUGUGCUCUUCAAGGCGAAGACUGAUUACUGUACAGCAAAUUGCUCUAAGCUCUGAGGCAGAGAGGCGUUUCUUUUCGCUUCCUGAGCUGAGCAUGAGACUUUGAAGACUUAUGUACCUAUGAUUGAACACCAAAACCAGAAGUUCAGUUGAGUUUAUAUGGAAACUAGAAGUGAUAAUAAAUAUCGAUUGCGCGUCAAGAACUUGAUCAACACCCAUGUCGACUCCAAGGAUAUUGAAAAUUUUAUGAGUCUAGAUUUGUCAGCAUCAACAACAGGGUGCAUCUUCAAAGUCCCUGACAUUCCUCGUAGCCAAAACCAAAAUGCCUACGUCCCAAUUGCAUUCUCAAUUGGGCCCUGGCAUUACAGCAACCCAAACUUACGUGCCAAUGAUAAAUUAAAAACACUAUAUCUACGAGAUCUCAUUUCCAAAGACAGGAAUCCAAAGGCUACAUUGAUGGAGUUGUCAAAUUCUGAAAUGUACAUACUUGAGCUUAGCAGGAAGGUUCAGGAGUGUUAUUCCAGCCCUGUAGAUCAGGAGUAUGAUGGUUGUGAUCUAUUAGUCGAUGGUUGCUUUAUUAUUGAAUUCCUCCGUAAGUUCCAAGAUAAGAGCCGUAGGGAUCCUGAUGACCCGGUUUUCUCUUAUAUGCUGCAGUUUCUAUACCAUGAUUUGAUGUUGUUAGAAAACCAAAUACCUUGGUUUGUGCUUGAAGAUAUUUUCCAUAGGACAUGUGGGAACAAUGAAAAGCCACUUAUUUGGUAUGUUAGUGCAUUUCUUAAACAGAUUUUCCCAAUUGCAUUUGUACCAACUGAAGGGAAUCUACCCAGCCUACAACCCAAGCAUAUUCUUGACCUAUUAAGGUUAUGGCUGGUUUCCCCAAUUGAAGAAGAGAAAGGAAAAAAUACAGUUCUGCAAAUAGAUGACAUUGUAACAAAUGGGGGAUGGAAACCCAUUCCUCCUGCAUCAUUUCUUCGGAAGGCUGGAGUCAAAAUCAAAAGAAAAUUAAUGGCUGACAGCAUUUUGCAGGUAACAUUUCGAAAUGGCUAUCUGGAAAUCCCACCUCUUGAAUUUCGACAAGGGACGGAAGAUGUCUUUCAGAACUUAAUCUGCUUGGAGCAGUGUUUGACCAAAUGCCCCCAUGGAAUAACUUCUUAUGUGACACUUCUUGGGUGCCUUAUCAACACUCCCAUGGACUUCAAUUUACUAUGUGAGGCUGGAAUCUUUGAUAACUGGAUGAAUCCUGAGGAUGUCAUCAAUUUCUUCAAUAAGGCAAUCUACCGGGGCGCUUAUGUCAAGGAUUACUACUACCUUGAGCUUAGUGAGCAAGUGAUUGAGUAUUGCAACCGCAAGUGGCCUAGGUUACGUGCAAUUUAUCGCAAUGAAUUCACCACUCCAUGGGCCAUCAUCUCACAGGUUGUUGCAGGCUUCCUCUUCAUUUUUACCUUACUACAGACACUGUUUACCAUCAUGAGAUAAAUGUGUAGACCUCAUUCCUCCUUCCACUUGAUUAUACAAGUGUAGAGUCGCAUAUUUGGACAAUGUGUAAAUUUAGAAAUAUUGAAGUACUAUAAUCUUUUGCAAUGUUAGCUCUUGGAGCUGCUUUUUUGUUCUUCUAAUAAAAAGGUAAAUGAUGGUUAUCCACUA